Argiope bruennichi is the source of this 1580-nucleotide messenger RNA. RefSeq names its product elongator complex protein 4-like (gene Elp4). The record is from RefSeq and is a predicted model, not a curated record. Lineage: Eukaryota; Metazoa; Arthropoda; Arachnida; Araneae; Araneidae. Bases 357 to 1457 code for a protein of 366 amino acids. Gene Ontology annotation, cellular component: cytoplasm; elongator holoenzyme complex; transcription elongation factor complex. Gene Ontology annotation, biological process: tRNA wobble uridine modification. The transcript has 9 exons.
UAAAUUCUGGUCUAUAAUAACCUUGUUUAAAAAUAACAAUUUCAAGAUAAACUUAUAGUUUUUUUCAUAAAAAACAAAAACAAAAUGGUUACAAUUUGGCAAAAUCAUAAAGAAAUGGAUGUAGGGAUAGGGUUGCUGUAAUUCUAAAUGCAAUCACCGUAAGCACGUGGUAAAUGUAAACAAAACAGAAAGUUCUGUAUCAUAGUAAUUUUCAUCUGAUCCUUUUUCCUUUAUUCCUUCAGUUUUCUAGUAAUUUUAUAUCUACAUUGGAAUUGUUGUGGCAUUUAUCUAUUUUAUCUUAUUUUAUUUUGUUAACUAAAAUAUUGCGCUUUAUUUUGACUUAUAAUAUAAAGAACAUGAGUUCACAAGCAGGUAAUGUAACGAGUUUUCGAAAAAAAGGAGCAGAUAGUUUAAAUGUUAGAGGAACUAGAGUUUCAGCACAAAAUGCUCAACUUUUGACAUCGACUGGUUCAUCAACUUUAGAUUUUUUCAUUGGUGGAGGACUAGCUGUUGGUACAAUUUGUUUGAUAGAAGAAGACCAUUUUAAUACUUAUUCCGAUGUAUUAGUGAGGUAUUUCUUAGCUGAAGGUGUAGCCAAUAAUCAUAAACUAUUUCUUUCAAGUGGUGAUAAACCAUCUGAAAAUAUUCUAAAGGAACUGCCUGCUAUAAAAGUGCCUGACGUAAAUAAGGAAUCCACCAUUCGUGAUUCUGCUGAAAAAGAUGAACUUAAAAUAGCAUGGAGAUAUCAGAAUCAACAGUCUACUUUUACAUCUGGUGUCAAAGUAUAUUCUCAUAACCAUGGGUAUGACCUAUCCAGAACUCUGCCAGAAGAAAUAUUACAAAAUUGUUCCAUAACCACUUGUGAUCCUCCUGAAAGAUGCGAAGAAUAUUCUGAAAAUGGCUUCAUUUCAUUUCCUUUCUCUCAUCUGUUGCAAAGAAUUACUUUUGAAAUAACUUCUCAUGGAUUCAGAACAUCUUCUAAAAAUUGUGAUAGUAUUAUGAGAAUAGCUCUCCCUUCCUUUGGUUCACCGUUAUGGGAUUUUGGUUCUGAAAAUAAUCACCUGAACAUCAUUAGAUUUUUAUAUUUGUUAAAAGGAUUACUGAGGACUUCAUUUGCUGUAGCAAUUGUUACUCUACCAUCUUAUUUUAUUCAAAAUCAAGUUUUUAUGAGCAGGAUUCGACAAAUCUGUGAUACAGUGAUAAGCUUAGAAUCUUUUAUUGGUCCAGAUAAAAAAUCUAACCCUCUAUUCAAAGAAUAUAAUGGGUUACUACAAAUACUGAAACUUCCAGUUUUAAAUACUUUUAUCUAUCCAACACGAAUUUCUGACCUUGCUUUCAAAAUGAAAAGGAAAGACUUUAUUAUUGAACGAUUGCAUUUACCUCCUGAUUUUGAAGAAGCUCAAGGAGAACCAGGUUCGUUUGGAUGCAGUGGUCAACCCAGCAAACUUGAUUUUUAAAAAGAUUUUGUAUCUUGUGCCUUUUUCACCUUUAAAUAUCCUCAUGAGUUGAUUAGCAGCAUCACAAAAUCUGGACCUCUGAGUAAAUUUUUUAACUAUAAUAACACUACAAGACCAUAAGAA